Molecule: messenger RNA, 3314 nt
Organism: Entelurus aequoreus (snake pipefish)
Lineage: Eukaryota; Metazoa; Chordata; Actinopteri; Syngnathiformes; Syngnathidae
Product: gastrula zinc finger protein XlCGF57.1-like
Exons: 2
Coding region: 142-1683 (513 amino acids)
Biological process (GO): regulation of cytokine production; regulation of immune system process; negative regulation of transcription by RNA polymerase II
Source: RefSeq, a predicted model, not a curated record
GCCGUAGCAGUAGCAUUGCAGCUACUCUCGCUGCGUCAUCGCACAGAUUGUUCCAGUGUUGAGUCUAGUUUCAGAACUGUGUCUAGUUUCAUAACUGUAUCUACUUUCAUAACGGGCAAGACGUCCAAUAAAUCAUCAAAAAUGUUGAAAGAGUUGGUGAAGGCGAGGUUAAUGGCGGCGGCCGACGAAAUAUUUGCUCUGUUUGAAAGAACGAUAGCGUCGUACGGGGAGGAACUUUCUGGAACAAAAGAGGAGAACGGGCGACGUCGACAACAACUGGAAGCUGUUGGCAAGAUUGAGUUACACGUAGAAGACGUCCAGCAGGGGGGGAGCUCCGUUUUGAAGCAGGAGGAUCCACAGCCUUGCCACGUUAAAGAGGAAGAAGAUGAACUCGGAAACACUGGGGAAGGUCUUCGGCUGGAGCAGGUUGAUCGCGCUGUGGUCUCUGUGAAGAUUGAAGAACAUGAAGACAAACAACCAGAGCUUCAUCACAGUCCAAGUGAGGAGAACAGGGGGGCGCAGCCUCCGAGCAGCGGCUCAGUACAACACAUGACAACAGAAGCUAGUGAAGACACCCAAAAACCUUUGAGCAGAGAUACAGACUCUGAAGGUCUUACUGACAACAAGGACUCUGAAUGCUCUAAAGGGACGUUAGUUCAAACCUGUUUUACCUGCUCAAUUUGUGCUCGUCGCUAUUCUUAUAAGAGCCAUUUGGCUCGACACAUGCGUAUGCACACUAGAGAGAAACCUUUUAGUUGCACCGUUUGCCGUAAAGAAUUCUCUCAAAAAGGCAACAUGGUAGCACACAUGACGACGCACACCGAAGAGAAACCCUUCGGUUGUUCAGUUUGUGGCGAAAAAUUCUCUCGAAAGUAUUACAGGGUAACACACAUGAGGACACACGCGGAGGAGAAACCUUUUAUUUGCUCAACAUGCGGCAAGGGUUACACUGUAAAGCCGUCUUUGGUUGCGCACCAAAGAACGCACACCGGGGAAACCCGCGUAAGUUGCUCAGUUUGCGGUAAAGGAUUCUCUCAAAAGGAAGGCAUGGUGAGACACAUGAGAACACACACAGGGGAAAAACCUUUUAGUUGCUCAAUUUGCGGCAAAAGUUUCUCCCAAAAUUUUGUAAAGGUGUUACACAUGAGAAAACACACCGGUGAAAAUCUCUUUGAUUGCUCAGUGUGUGGCGAUAGAUUCGUCUGCAAGAGUGUGUUAAAUGUACACGUGAGGACGCACACGGGGGAGAAGCCUUUUAGCUGCUCGAGAUGUUGCAAACGUUUUGCUACAAAGGGCAUUUUGAAUUCUCACCAACAAACACACAACACCAAAAAAAAACUCAGUUGCUCAGUUUGUGGGAAAAGUUUCUCUCAAAAGGCAAAGGUCGUACUACACAUGAGAACACACAUUGGAGAAAAACCUUUUAGUUGUGCGGUUUGUGGGAAGCGAUUCUCCCAAAAGUCACACAUGCUGUCACACGCGUCAACACACUUGAAGGACAAAUCUUAUAUUUGCAAGGUUUGUGGCGAAAAGUUCGCUUGCAAGACAACCUUGGACGUGCACAUGAGAACACACGGAGGAAAAAAACCUUUUAACUGCACCGUUUGUGGUAAAAACUAUGUGCACAAGCACACUUUGACGGCACACAUGCGGAUACACGAUGGAGAACAGACAGUUUCCUAAACAGUUUAUAAGAGAAAGUGGUUCUAUCUUACUGUAAUACAAUCAACGUAAGAACUGGAACUGUAAUCCUGCCUGCCACAUUAUAAGUGGCGUUGAGUCAAUACAGAGUGUAGGCUCUCUAAUUUAAUAAAAUGUGAGCUAUGUUUAUAAAAAAAAAAAUUCGGACAAUGAGGCUAUCAUUUUAAAGCAGGGGUGUCUAAAGUGUGGGCCGGGGGCAAUUGGGUGAUUUUUUUUUUUAACAGCCUGCAGAACCUUCUGAAAAUACUGCAAAAAAUCUAUAAUACGAGACCAAGCAGGUGAAAUGUAACGAGAAAAAGUUGCAAUGUUGACUCAUGUAACGUAAAGCUGCCAUGCUUUUUUUCUUAAAAGCUACAUGACAUUACUUAAGAAAAAAAAAAGAUCCAAAAGCAAUGUUGUUAUGAAUUAUUGACCUAUUUAAGGUUCCCAUUGCUUCAUAUCCAAUAGUCCACUUUGAAAUAUUUUUUGGGGGGGAAUAGUGCAUAUUUUGUGUGUUUGCCAUAUAAAAAAAACUAAGUUUUCUUUGAACAAAGAGGUCUUCAAUCAUACAAACAAAACAUUAAAAAUAUUUGUUUUUUUAAAUACAUAAUCGACAGAUCUGAAGUUGAUCUCGAGAUUUAAGUGUUGAACGUAAAACAAAAAAUCAAGUAUUUUUAACACUUAUGAGUGGGGCCCUUUUGGCUUCCCAAUAAUUUUUGUGGGAUUUUUUUUUAAGAACCGUCAUUUCUCAAAAAAUUAUAAUUAAUUAAUUUAAAUGGUGUUAUGAAUUAUUUACCUACAUAAGGCUUCUAUUACUUCAUAUAAAAUAUUCCCCUGUGAACUUUUUGGGGGGAAGAUAUUGCAUAUUUUGUGUUUUUGCCAUUAAAAACAGAGUUUUCUUGGACUAAAACAGCAUCAAAUAUUAAAACUAAGGUCUAACUUUAUAUCGACAGAUGAAGUUGAUCUAGAGCAGGGGUGUCAAACUCAUUUUAGCUCAGGGGCCGCAUGGAGGAAAAUCUGUGCACACGCGGGCCGGACUAUUAAAGUCACAGCAUUAAAACUAAAAAAUAAAGACUACUUCAGAUUGUUUUCUUCGUCUUACUUUGGCCAAAAAUAGAACAAACACAUUCUGAAAAUAUUACAAUAAAAAUAUAGAAAAAAAUACCAGCAGCGGUAAAGUUUAGAUCCAUGAAGGAAAGAAGAAAGUGAAUGUUUAUAAUUGAAAACAUUUACAUAUGCAUAAAAAUAUGUUUUAUUUUGUAUUAUUAUUUUUUAAUGAAUUAAGUAACGUUCAUGACAACCUUUUUCCACAACACAAUAUAGAAUGUGAGAUCUAACAGGAUAAUUCAUACAUUUAUCAUUUGUUUUCAAAAUGGUUACAAAAAAGGUGGGACCCCAAAAAUUUACUGUGGGACCCCAUUUUUAUGACUUGAUGGGGUCCCUGGGACCCCAUUUUGAAUAUUCCUAGCGCCAACACUGAUAGAGUAUUGGUGCAUGCACAACAGCAGCAGGCGGCUGUGGCCUGCGGGCCGGUUCUAAUACUAAUCAAAUAUAGAUAGAGAUCAUUCAUUCGCGGGCCGGAUCUGGCCCACGGGCCUUGACUUAGACACCCCUGAUCUAGACUAUACAUUUAA